GUACAAAACAAUGUAAUUUUUGUUACCUAAUCAAUACUAUAUCCUAUUUUAACACAAGUGAUUGCCUUUAAUUUAGCAAUGUUGUGUGGGUCUUGUGAAUCAUCUUAGGCCUGGAUGAAAAUGAUGUUGAUGAAACGAGAUUGACAUCUCCAAGUUAUCCAACGUAACAGUUUUACGGCCUACCAGGCUUUACUGGGAAAAUGGCUGAGAAGACAACAAAAGUGGGAACUCGUGUUGAGGUCGUUGGGAAAGGAUUACUUGGGACUGUUGCCUAUGUCGGAACAACGUUGUUUUCAAGUGGGAAAUGGGUGGGUGUUGUCCUUGAUGAAGCCAAAGGAAAAAACAAUGGCACAGUUCAAGGGAAGAAAUAUUUUGAUUGUGAGGAGAAUAAAGGCAUCUUUGUGCGACAGUCUCAGAUCACUCCGAUCGGGGAGGCCUCACCUCCUGGGCCUCAGCCAGUUACUAUGAAACCAGGGGUGGGAGCUACCGCAGAAAAGACGGAAAGACGCAAAUCUGGAAUUCGCCCACCCAGCAAUAUUGCUAAAAGACGUUCAGUGGCAGGUAGUGAGAAUUUGGCAGAGAUACAGUCCACGCCUGUCAAAGGUAGCAGAGAUGGCGGAGAGAUGUCCAAAUCUAUGUCUGCAAUUCCAACGCCACGGUCCAAGCUGGUUAAGGAGACCACCCCUGCCGAGGAGAGAACACCCAGCAGGGGUAUACCAGUACCUAAAACAACAGCAGUCUCUGCAGCAGUGACUUCCGCACCUGCACCUGCACCAGCACCAGCACCCACUCCCACCCCAACACCCGCGCCUGCACCAUCCAUUCCUGUGGCCUCGCCGGCACCAGCUGAUGUGCCAAGUGUGUCAAAUGUGUCAGCGGCAGACAUCAGUGCUAUGAACACAUCCAUCAACGACAAGAUGCAGUCGCUACAACAGCAACAGGAGAUGGACGGACUGAACGCUGAGAUUAAGGACCUUAACGAAAAGCUGGAGACUUUGAGACUAAAGAGACAGGAAGAUCGGGCCAAGCUGAAAGAGCUGGAGAAGCUCAAGCUACAGGUGUUACAGCUCCAAGAAUACAAGACUAAGUCCUCAGAGAAUCAGUCGGACUUACUCAGACAGCUUCAGGCUGCCAAGAAGGAAACCACUGAUGUCCAGGAGGCGUUUGACCGUUACAAAGAGGACCUGGCUGACCUGUCUGAGACGAUUGAAAUAGCCACACUGGACAAGGAGAUGGCAGAGGAGAAGGCUGAGGCUGCUCAGCAGGAAGUGGAGGCCUUGAAGGAGAGAGUGGAGGAGUUGACCGUAGACCUGGAGAUCCUCAGAGGAGAAAUCAGUGAGAAAGGCACAGAAGGUGUAGCAGCGACAUUCCAGAGCAAACAGCUAGAACAGCAGAAUGAAAGACUGAAAGAGGCUCUAGUCAAGAUGAGGGAUUUGUCAAACAAUGAAAAACAUGAAAACCAGAAAAUGACUAAACAGAUUGAGAAAAUGACCUCUGACCUCACAGCUUUGAGGAAAGAGAAGGAAAAAAGAGCGGAGGAAAUAGCCAAACUGUCCAAUGAGAUUAUAGAGCUGAAAGAGCAGGUGGAUGCUGCACUUGGUGCAGAGGAAAUGGUGGAGCGAUUGUCGGAGCGCAAUCUUCAGUUAGAGGAGAAAAUACAAGAGAUGGAAGAAGAGAAGGCAGAUCUGGAAGCCCUGAAUGAAAUGAAUGAGGAGCUACAGGAGAAUGCCAAAGAAACAGAGCUGGAAAUCCGUGAGGAACUUGACCUGGCUAAUAGCAAGAUCAAUGAGCUUGUGAGAAAGUUGAGUGCCUCACAGGAAUCCAUGGCCGACUACGAGAACACUAUCUCAAAGUUCAGAGAGCUGGUUGCACAGUUACAGGCACAGAAUCGGGAGCUACGCAGCAAACAGUCUGAAGCAGAACAGAAAGCAGAAACACCCGUCAUUGAAAUGUUUGACUACAAGUCCAAGUCUGCUGACAUCAAGGCAUAUGCCAAGACGGUUGACAUGGAGCUGAGGAAGUUGGAUGUUCAGCAGGCCAACCUCCAUGUGCAGUUCCUACAGACCUUCAUGCCUGACUUUUUCAUGAACAGAGGAGGUGAUCACGACGCUGUGCUGGUGUUGUUGUUGAUUCCUCGUGUUAUAGCCAAGGCAGAGUUGCUGGCUUCUCAGGUGAAAGAGAAGGUUAUUUCAAAGAAGUUUGAAGUGUCAGAUACAAUCGAGCGUGAAGAUGUGCUGAAGAGCCACAAGGCAGAACAGUGUAGUUAUGCUAACCAGAUGGUGAUGAUGCUGAAUCACUUACAGGGAAUACUGAGACAGUACGACAGUGCCCUGAAGACAUGCUCUGUGGACCUCUUCCUGAAAAUUGGCACUCUCCUGCCCGAGAUGGGGGCCCAUGAGAAAUCCGUGGACUACUUCAUAGAUCUGCUGAGGAAAGAUCAGUUGGAUGAGACUGUAUCUCUGGAUCUGCUAGACAAAUCCAUCAGCUAUUUCCAGCAACUGUACAGUGUAUUAUUAGCCAAUGAGAAGGUAGAUUGUACAACUCUGCUGUCUGACCAAGUUAGAGUGGUGUUAAGUGCAUGUGAUGCCAUCUCCACUGACAUCGCACGACUUAAAAUACUGCUUCAGCCUGGCCAGGAGCAAAGUGAGUUCUCCAUUUUGCUGCGAGAUCUGGAGACUUGUAACACAGAUACAAAGACAUGUGCACGCAAGAUUAGAAGACGCCUGCCACAGCAGGAAGGCUCGGCUACAGCCACGCCUCUUAUGUACCCGAAAGAGAUAAAGGACUUGCUCAUGGACUGUGGCAGCAAUGUUAUCCGUGUCGCUAAAGUGUUACAACUUGUGGGGAUAGGGGCCAUGCAGCAAGCUCACCUUAUGACAGGAGGCCGCUACGAUUUGGAGUUUUACGAGGACAGCGAUGGUAUCAUGCCGAAGAAGAUGGAGGAGAUAGCUUACCAGUCUACUGACAAAGUGUACAGAAAAGAAGACAAUGGGCCAUAUGAAUGUCUCCGGUUAUCAUUUGGCCAGGUGGUAGGGACCAUGAACAAGAUAGCUUCUGCCAUGGAGAAUGGAGAGUACGAUUUUGACGGGACACAUGAGAAGAAGCCAUUGCCACCAGUGAUGAUGAGAGCAUCAGCUGUGAAGAGCCAGAUUUCUGAUAUUGAGGUCAUGAAAUUCAAGCUGGAUGCCAAGGACGAUGAUAUCAAGGAACUGAAGAAACAACUGAAAAUGAAGCAAGAAGAAAUGUCAGAACAAAUGAUAAGGAUGGGGCUGGUGGAGAAAAAGUUGGAAAACAACUCCAAGGAUGGGGAUGAUCGUGUGGAAAAGAUUCAGCGUAAACUGGAUGAGGCCAAUCUUCAGCUUAAGAAAAAAGAAAAAGAGUACACAGAGACCAUGGAUGCUUUGGUAGCAGACGUGGAUGCGCUGGAGCAGGAAAAGGCCGAACUCAAGGAGAGGUUGAAGGUCCUGUCCAAGAAGACCCUCCUGGAGGGAAUUUCCCGCCAGUCCAAGGACUCUGCUGGGCAGUCACCCACAACUCCAACCAGUCCAGGAGGAAGCCCCUUGCCGGGACCAUCUAUGGUGAAAGAUUCACCCUUUUUGUUACAACAGAUCCAGAAUCUAACAGAGGCACUAGCCCAUCUCAAACAUGAAAAUGCCAGAUUGAGAGCAGAGAAAAUGAAGUCCCAGCUAGCUAGUCUGCCACCCAUGAGGGUACCAAAACGCCCAGUUGGUCUUGUCAGCUCUAAGGAAGGUCCGGGCACUAGUGAGCUACCUGAUGGAACCCCUGGCAAGUCUGAGCUGACCUCAUUAGCUAUGAAAACUGCUGCACUACGCAAGGAGGCAAUUCAGUUAAGCUGUACACCUAUGAUAGUGGAUAUCUCCAAGCAGAAACCAGGGACAGAGCCUUUAUCUGAGCCUCUGAAACAGCUUGUGAAGAGAACAACACAGUUGGUACAGAUACAAAGGCAGACUGCAGAGCUGCAAGUGGAGGUCACUCAGUUCUUGGCUGCAAACCGCACUGGAGGUCAAGUCAGGACAGAUUUCUCUGCUUUCCCCACACCUCAGUAUGCAAAGGUUCUACAUGAAAAGUGUGUUGACAGUAAGCUUGUUGGCAUGGUAACCAUCCCAUCCCCAGGGAAGGCAGAGGUCAUUCCAGUGCACAUUCAGCCUAACAUGAUGAGAAAGUUACAUACGUAUUUCCAAAUGUAGCUCUGGUGUCAUUAGCCUGUGUUCUUGUGAUCUUUUGUACAGGAAGUGCUCUCAGUUAAGUUAAUACAGUCAAAUCUGCUUUUAGAUAAACAUAAAAACAAAAAGCUAUCCAUGACAGAUGUCCUUAGUUGACCUUGAAACAACACAGCGCCUGUUGUUUAUUGCUGUAGACAGGCUUUCAAUCCAACCAAUAAUUUGAUGUUGGAAAAAGUUAAUUAAGGUUGAACACCUUCUUGGACAACACUGUUGCUAUGGUGACAAAACAUUGGAGCUUCACCUUUGGUCAGUUUGACAAUGUGUAAACAGCUGUCUUGUUAGCCUACCCUGUAAACAGCUGUCUUUGUUAGCCUACCCUGUAAACAGCUGUCUUGUUAGCCUACCCUGUAAACAGCUGUCUUGUUAGCCUACCCUGUAAACAGCUGUCUUGUUAGCCUACCCUGUAAACAGCUGUCUUGUUAGCCUACCCUGACCCAGGCUGGUGCAGAAUGUCAAUGUUUGCAUCACUUUUGGUAACUUCGUCAAGACUAGUAACAUUGAUGUUACAGGUAAUGGUAAAUGUAUUCAACUGAAGCUCAAAAGUGACCCACACAAGUGCUCAGGUAGAGAAAAUUGUUUUCUCUUGACAUCACUUCUGGUUUGAAAGGGAUUGAUUCGUAAUGAGAACAGUGACACAUUAUUCCUGAUGGUUAACUAAAAACAGUCGAUGGGAUGCUGAUUUGUCCUAACAUGCUUUGGUGAAGAAUUAGAAGAUUAUUUUCAUCCUCAUUAUUUAUUUUUUUGAUUGGUGUUAUACACUGUAUUCAAGAAUAUUUCACUUAUACAGUGGCGGACAGCGUUAUGGUGGGAGGAAACUGGACAGUGCCCGGAGGGAUAUUCAUCUUUGUGAAAAACUGUGUAAUGUGUUUGUGCUUUAUGGGAACCAUAUCUCAGUCGUAGAUGAACUACAAGUCAAGGCUGAAUGGAUCAGCUUCACUGUUACAGUGGUGGUGUGGCAUUUUAACAAAGAGUCCCAGGGUAAUGAGGUGUCAGGCAGGCAUGUAGAUGUACUUCAGUAUCCAAGGCUCUUCAGUCCUGAGUAGUUUUCCUAGCUCAAAAAGAAAACAUAAUUUGUAUUUACAUGUAAAUGGAGCAAAUAUUUUGGAGGUAAACUGCCCAUUGAUUUACUCAGUGUAAAAUGUUGAAUUAAAAACUACAGAGAAGAGAAAUUAGAGAAAGUAUUAGGACAAGUAAACUGCUCAUUGUUGGUAUACUGGAGACUCCAGUGAUGUUCGACCAUUAGAGUGAAAACACCAACAAAACCUGUGAAUGGUUUACAGGCUUCAACCGAAGCAGAUGUAACCACCCUAAAUGACCUACAAACAGCUAAUUAGUAACAUUUCCAGGCUUUGAGAGUUGGUUUUAGAAAGGUAUUCUGAGGUUUGUUUGGAAGGUAAGAUCAUAUCCUACAGGGAAAAUGUAUGGUCCAGAACUGAAAAUAAGUUUUAUGACAUUUAUUUGCCUGUAAAAAAAACACACUUUCUUGGAUCAUUUAGGAUUUACUUUUUAUUUGUGAGUAUUGGAUUAAAACUAAAUACAUCAUACAGGUAUGCCUGGCUCAUUACUGAUAUACUCCAAGGAGAGUUUACUGAAAUACACCAGUGACAGGAGUGACUGUGACAGGUUUCAAACAGCAGAUUUGACUAGAUUAACUUACCUGGUGCAAAUAUUCAAUUAAAGCUACAAAGAAAUUUAAACUUGACAGUGUAGUUUUUAUCAGGGGCCGUGGAAUCAUUUUGUUGUUUUUUUUGUUUUUUUAUUUUUUUUUUCGUUUUGAUAUGGUUGAGGUCUUGGGCAGUGUUUGGAGAACUGCUUAGCUUCUGUCAACAUUCUCUUGGGGGUAUUAGAAUGAAGCUAGUUCUACGAUGCAAUGUCAUUAAAUAUAUUUAUUGAGGAAGUAGAUUGCUAUAGUCGAAAGAUGUCAUUUCUGGGCAAGAUAGCACGUUAAAAUACUUGUUUGGAUCUUGUGAUACUGACGCUUGCUAAUGAAUCAGCUUUUGCGAUUAUAAAGCAAAAUUCACAAAAUAUAAAUUAAGAACUCUGUAGAAAAAAAAAUCAAGAUGAAUAAUUGAUUUUGUCCAAUCGCUGUGCAUGUAUUUCAUCUAGUCUGUGUAUGAUGUUGCUUGAAUAAAGACGGUACACAAUAAAAGUGUAUAUUGCUGCAAAAAUAAUUUUGUUAUUUCAAGUGUUCGACUGCAAGUUGGAAAGUCAGACAACAACUUGCGGAUGGUCAUGAGUUUACCCCGGGCUCUGCCCGGUUUCCUCCACCAUAAUGCUGGCUGCCGUCGUAUAAGUGAAAUAUUCUUGAGUACGGCGUUAAACACCAAUCAAAUAAAUAAAUAAACGUA
Liolophura sinensis is the source of this 6592-nucleotide messenger RNA. RefSeq names its product dynactin subunit 1-like. The coding region runs from base 201 to 4208 and encodes 1335 amino acids. The record is from RefSeq and is a predicted model, not a curated record. Gene Ontology annotation, biological process: establishment of mitotic spindle orientation; nuclear migration. NCBI's taxonomy places the organism in Eukaryota, Metazoa, Mollusca, Polyplacophora, Chitonida, Chitonidae. The transcript is spliced from 39 exons. Gene Ontology annotation, cellular component: kinetochore; spindle pole; axon.